GAAACACAUGACGGGCUGCGGCUGCCAGAAUGACGGGUGUCCCACACCGCGGCGCGACCGCGCGAGUUUCUCCGCUGGAAUUUAAAGUCGUGCCUCUGUGAGGGGUACUUAAGUGUACAGCUGAUGCCCGGAGGGCAUAAAGGGAGGUAACCGAACUAGAUGCGCCAGCUACAGUCAGCCUAUAAUGUCAAAACAUGAUGCGAAGGUGCAGCAGUCAAGUUGUCAAAGCGGAGUGAAAGCCAGCGUGACUCGUGCUGUUUCAGAUCAGGAGAGAUUUUACACACACACUGACAAAACACGUUUUCAGAAUGUCAGUGAGCAAGAGAAAUUAAAUCCUACUGCAGCUUCUCAACAUAACCACAACAAGGAGGAUUUAGAGACAAGAACUACUUCAUCCCCACCAUCGUUGCAGUUAAAAGGGCAGCAGAAAAGCAGCAAAGAUUUGCAAAUCAAGCAGAUAAUACUGUUUGGAUCUAAGAAUACCUCCAGCAGGAAAUCUGAAGAACAGAGUGAAUCUGCCAGAUUUACCUCCACCAUCUCUAUAAAGCUUCCCACCAGAAGAAAUAAAAAAGACACAGCAGAGGAAAAAACAUUACAAGCGACAACACACUUCUACAGAACACUUGAAGCGGAAAAAAACACAGCUAAUCAACACCACACAGAGCUGUGGGACUUGCAAUGUGGCGUAUCAACUGGUGAAUUGCUUAAGGAUGGGCAAAAAGCAACCUUUGAUGAAGCCCCUUUGCAUCAGCAUGGACAUAACACACCCAAACAUGGACAAAAUACAGGAAUACAACACAACAUAGGCCUUCAUGAGCAAACCGACCACAAGGACUCACUAGGACACAACUCUUCUCAUUUUAUUCAUGAGUUACGAACAGAAGUAAAGAAGGAAUCUGGAGACCAUAGAGAGAAUGCUCCAACAACUCCACAAAACCACAAUAAUCUGGACAGUGUUCUAAAAGCAAGCACUGACUCCCAGCUUUUCACACACCAGUCAGAAGUACUUGACCAGGUUUUGUCGUUAGUCUGUUCUGAAAAUACCCCUGAGGUAAAAGCUAACCUUAUAAAUCCUACAACAGCUAUGUUGACGUCUGCACUGGCUUCAGUUCUUGCUCCACCUUUGAGUGGCCGUCUUCGAAGACCCAAGCAAGGCAUCAGUGAAGCAGAGACUGAAGUUCAAGAUCGUGGACAGUAUGACCACCCAUCUACCUUAACUCAACAGGGUCGGCGGCAACAACCAUUUUUUCCUUUCCAGAGGCAGGCAUCUGAACACAUGAUGGCCAAUGACAGUAACAUGCAGGUGAAUGCUGGAACCAGCUACUCUGCUGACUGGCAAAAAGAGAACAACUCCCCGAAUGUUACGACCACAAUAAACCAAAAGAGACCCAUUACGAAAUCUUCCUCCGUGAGCAUGACGUACAACAGUAGAGAAUUGCACACAACUCUGGACUCACGUCAGGUGCCAACUUCAGCUCAGUCAGGAUAUAGAGUAUCAAAAAGCGGAGAUGAAAAUGAGCCUUUUAAAUCAUUGAGUUCCAAGCCAACAACAAGCAGUUUACUUCUCUCCUUGAGGAGAUCAAAUUUGAGAAACUCUACUCCUGAGCCUACACAAACACAGACUCCGAUAACUAGAUCUAUAAGGUCCCUAACAUUGCCUAGCAGAAUUGUUUUGAAAACUCACUCGUCUGACCAAUCUUAUACCAAUGAACACCAAAACCCUGACACUCCUGUAAGAACAGAGGAAAUACCAGUUGGUCAGUUUCGUUUCUCACCUAGAAUUAAGAGUAGAGUACCAUUAAACACAUCAAUGUUUUCAAGUAAACAAGAGACGGGCAUUUCAAAGGGACUGGAAGCUUCUGUUGCCUCAGCAGAAGUAGAGAAUGAACAUUUCCCACAUUCCACAACCAAAACCAGCCAGCUUGGGGCUCUCAAAUCUCAGCAGACCUCUUAUUUAGUUUUUUUGAGGGAAUAUUCCAGCACAGAGAGCAUUGAUCCCAUAAAGCAAAGUCCUGGUAACACCAACAACCUGCAGAACUCCAACAUUACCAAACGACAAAUAAUUCAGAACACAGUGAUUUCUCCCAAAGAUUCAACAGGUUUUCAAAAUCAGCAAUCGAAUUUUCAUAUGUCAAAAUCACAAAACACACAUAAUAUAACAGCUAGCAAUUCUUCCGGCACAAACACUUUCACAGACAGGCUUAACUUUAUACCCCGAAAAGACUCUUCUGUAGAUGGAGUAAGCCCAACAAAUGUGGGGCAGAUAUACUCCAGGAAAUAUUCAAGUCAAAGCUCAAUGGAUCUUUCAGGACCUCUUUCUCCAAGCAGACCUCUUCAUAAUGUCAGAGUACCGAGCAUCUAUUCAUACCUACGAGAGUCUAACUCAUCUCUGUCCUCCCCUUCCCCUUCCACCCCUUUGUCCCACAUACAGAAUGCUGAAAUCUCACCUCCUAAACAAGAUGGGGGUGCAAAACUGCAUGGUGACUGGAAAACACUUCCCUCAAGAUUUUCGUUUGACUUCAACCCAUCUGUUCCUAAGGUACAAGAAUUACAAAAAAGCUUAAGCACUAAUACAUCUCCAGCUCAAUCUCUGCCCCCUGAUUUUGGAAGAGGAUCAGCACCUCGCCUCAGCACUUCUCCGUAUUCUAGCCUCAUCUCCUCAAGGCCUGCACUCAGUAGCACUUUACAAGGACUGUCCUCUCCACCUGUGUCUGAAACACAUUCCCGAUCUACAUCUUACAAUAAUCCUGACCUUAUAAAAAAUGACCUAAGUUCUUUAACAUCCAAAUACACAAGCAUAACCAGGAGACCAAGGGAAGAUUCAGCUUCAUCGCACAGAGAACAGAGGACAGCAGUUCAAGCUUAUGCAAGCAACCUAGAUAAUCACAGACCUGCCCAGCCAUGCCUAUCACAAACUACACCAGAUGCAAGUUUUGUCAUGGAAAGCCGAAGUGCAAAUAUAAGCUCACACCCAAGGCAGCCGAAUACAGGCUCUAACAACUUCCAUAACCUAGAACAUGAUGACUCGAUGGCACUUCGACUUUAUAAGUGUAAUGUUUACCCCAAGCACAGGCUGAGUGAGAAAGAGAAGUAUUUGCUCCCUAAAGACCUUAGUGCACAAAGUGAGACUCCACUUGCACAUGAGAAAGAGACUACCACUGGGCAUAUGCAUGAGAGAUUGCAGGAAACACAGAGUCCCAAUUCAAGGAAAGGACUUUUUGCUUCACGAGUAAAGAAAGAUGGUUCCUUCUCUUCAGCUUCUUUGCCAGAAAAAGAAAUUGGUAGUUUCCAGUUUUUAAAAACUAAAAGACAUUUACCAGUUUUCAGAACAACCAGCAGGAUUGAUCAAAUGCUAAAUCGAUUGAAACUGACAUUUGGUGUCAAGCGUUCAGACAGUGCACUUGACACAGUCACAAAAAAGAACAAGACCCCCACUCAGCAAUCCUCAGACACAGAGACUUUUGAAAUACCCAAAACAGAUGACAAGACUUGUACUGGAAUUAAAGAGGAACCCUGUAACUCCUCUUUAACAAUUGAUAAAGUCUCUUUGGGUUCAUUGUCACCUAUAAAAUUAAGUACGUCUGAACACACAUUAAAUGUGGAUGGACAAAAUAGGUCUACAUCUAAAAUACAGUAUUCUGAGUGCAUGUGGGAAUUACCUAACUCAUCUUUGACCACUAAUAAAGAAACUUUUGGGUCAUUGCCGCCACUUGCAAUAAGAGAUUCGGAGAAUACUUCUGAUAUAGAUUGGCAAAACAAGUCUACAAAAACGAACACCGAACAAAAUGGUUCUGGGUGCACAUGGGAGGCCCCCAGCUCAUCUUUGACCACCGAUAAAACAUAUCUUGCCUCUUUUGGGUCCGCGUCACCGUCAUCUUCAAAGAAAUCAUUAGAUAACAAACUAUACGGUGAUCAACAAAAGAUGGAUAGCAAUGAAAUGGAAAACCAGUCGAAUGGCAGGAGUUUUAGUCAACACAGGCUAAAGGCCCAAAGUAUGAACCGCUCUGCCACCUUGCCGCAUUAUAGAAAAUCUUCAUUUGGUCCCCCGUCACCAUUUUACUUGUUUGAUUUCGAUUCAGAAGACAUUCAGAAUGACAGUGUGUUUUAUAGUCCAGUAAGCAAAAAGACAAAUUCACUGUGCGAGUCUGAUGACAUCUCUCCACUGAGCUCUGCUAAGAGUUCCUUGCAGCAAAACCUUGUGAGAUCUCGCUUGUCCUCGUCAUGUGCUGAUUUAAAGUAUGGCCUGCACGGUGGACGAUCUUUCUCAGUCAGUGGCGUGGUUUCAAGCCGCACAUCAGGUUCCAGACGAAUCUCAACAAGCAGCACCAGCGACCUCUCGAGCUUGGAAGACUUUGCACCAAAGGGGAAUCAAACGGUUGACUCCCUAAUGAGCACUAGCCAUUCCCCAAGCUACGAUGCCAAAUCAGUCACUGGUAAACAGUCUCAAACUGAAUUUAAAGAUGAUUGUCUUGAACUUGACUUUGCAGACCCAACCCCACCUCCAUCACCAACUUUUUCCUCAUCUCCUCGUCGGAUAUCCCAAGCCCUUUCUACACCCUCCCCCAUCAGGACAACUCCAGAAAAUCUGUCUCCUUUUCAGCUGCCCUCAAGGAGCUACACAAACAACCUGACUGUUUUUGAGGAGUCUGGUUCUGACACCACAACCGAUGAUGAAUACUAUCUUGGCAAUGGUGGUGAAGAUGAUCUGGAAACAGAACUUUAGAUUGUUGUUCAGUUUCAUCCUGUUUCAGAUGUGCUUACAAUUUAUACUGCCUUAAUAUGGCCUUUGUCAAACAAUAUCCAAAUUCUGCAUACAAUUUGGAACCCAGGUCUUGCAUUAAUAGAAGGAAUUAUAAUUAUAUGUCAUGUUUUCAUGUUAUGAAUUGUGCUUCUUGAAUCCUUUAGUGAGGAUAAUAAUGUUUGCUUUAACUAUGAAUGUAUUUCACAAUACAGUGCAAUAUACUGUAUAUAUUUUACUUCUAUACCUUUUUUAUAUUUUUUGGAUCUUGAAACUUUGAAAUGGAUACUUCUAGCAUAAUUACUUUUGUUCAGAGCUGCCUGUAGGUUAUAGGUGUUUUCAUCUGCUAAGCUAUUUGAAUGCACAGCAUGACAGUCACAAUACAGUCAUUUUCCUGACAGCCAUUCUAUAGUCAGCUGUCAACUAAAGAACUCCAACUAUGUUCAAUAGAUGUGUUUGAAUGUUUUUCAACCCAUUAUAAACUAUGGUAUUUUUGCCACAACAAAACUGGAGCUUAAUCAAGAGUCCGCGAUCCAUUUGAUAUCAUUGUUAAAAGAGAAAACUGUAUUCAAAGAAGUGGUGGACAGCCAAAUGACACAUUCAUAACAAUGUGUUAAGUCCCUCAGACAAACUACGCAAAAGAUGAACAAAUCUGGACCUCACAUUUGAUUUGAUUUGCUGUGCAGUUUAACUGUGCUGUUUGUCGUGCAUAUUUGGUUUAAACUGUAAUAUUAGUUGAUCAUUUAUUGUAAUUUAUUAUGCUAGGAUGGGGGUUAAGCCUUAGGGACCUCCAUAAACAUGACUAUUAAGUAAAGGCUAUAAAAUAAUGGUAAUUUCUGCAUAAUUUCUUGAACGUCUUCAUUAAUAACAAUUUUUUGUGAUAUUUAUGAAAAUGUAAUAUAUUGAAUGCACUUAUUUCUGUUAAGAAAUGUUGAAUCAUUCUGAUUACUUAAAAAAUCUAACAGUGUGUAAAAUAAAGCAUAUGUGUACACUCAGUCUUGACUUAAUGUUCUAUAAUAAAACAGUUAUUGAACAGUUGUGUAAUUACAGUUCAUUAAAACCUUUCAUGUCACAACCUGCCAUCUCCUAAUAUUAAAUUUAGCUGCACAAUGAGCAGUUAUGAGUGAUACACCUGAUAUGGUGCUCUCUUGUUUCGGCAAUUUGCUGAACAACUGUUUUGAAGGGGAACAAUCAUGUUAGCAAAGGCUCUGGACAUAUAAUGUUGUAAAAAAACUAAAAUAUUUAUGAUGAUUUUUUUUUUUUUUUGCAGUCACUGUGACGUUUAUUAUUAAAAUAUUAUUAAGUUAAGGGUACUUUAAUAUAUAUACAAUGAGCCACAGAUAAUAAGUUUGUUCUGCUUGUAGUCCAUAUGGGACAUUCUACCAAAAAACAUACAUGUGUCCCUCAAAUAAAAACAUAAAUACAGUGAUUAAAAAGUAUUGGUCACACUUUAUUUUGAUGGUCUGUUUGUUGAAUUUAAGUUACAUUGGAUCUACUGUACAUGCCAACCAAUUCUCAUAAGAUUAUAAGUAGACUGUUAGGUUGGGGUUAGGGUUGGGGUUAGAGUUAGUGUACGUGUACAUGAACUUGCAAAGUUUGUUAUAGUCGGUUAAAUGUCUGUUGAAGGAGCAGUAUCAACAGAUAUUACCCAGACAGUUUACUAAUACUCAAAUGAACCGUCAAAAUAAAGUGUUACCAAAGUAUUUCAUCCCAAAAA
Danio aesculapii is the source of this 6455-nucleotide messenger RNA. Its product is annotated as serine-rich adhesin for platelets. The record is from RefSeq and is a predicted model, not a curated record. Bases 185 to 4723 code for a protein of 1512 amino acids. Lineage: Eukaryota; Metazoa; Chordata; Actinopteri; Cypriniformes; Danionidae. The transcript has 5 exons.